AUGACGGCCGAUGCACUCGCUCUGAUGGCAGUUGCCCUUGCAGAAGCCAGCCCAGGAGGGGUCCCGGGGAGCCAGGUCCCAGCCCUGCUCCGAGCCGUCUCGGCGCUGGCUGGGCCCGCGGCUUCCUCGUCGACAUCACUCGUGCAGCGCCGGAGGCGGCGCCGUUCGGGGGCCUCGGAGUCUCUCCCUCAGCCUGGACGUGCUCCUGCCUCCUUGAGGCCGCGGCAGCAGCAGGCAUUUCGACGUUCGCAGCGGCAGUCGUCGCGCCUUCCGCCGUUGGGGCGUCGCCUCGCACCCCAGUCGCAGCAGACACCGCCGCCGCCAGCACGGCCAGCGACACCGGCGCCGCCCGCGGGGUGGCAGAGGGCGAAACUGAGCCGGCGUCAAAGGCAGCAGCAGAGGCGCCAGCAGACACCAGGACCGCAGGCACUCCAGCAGCCGCGACUCCAGACUCCUCACCAGCCGCCACCGCGGGCGGCGCAGCCGCCUCCGGCUCAAUCUCCGCUCCGUCGGUUUCCUUUGCCCCUCCAUCCGCAGCAGCAUCGCUCCUCGGUGUACCAUGUUCCUCCGUCCCCUCCUCCGCGCGCUCAGGUCCCUCAGUCUGUGUCGGGCCCCUCGUCCUUCCAUCAGUACUCAUUCCAAGGCCCCCCUGUGCAGCACCCAUGGGUUCCAGUAACGCCUCCUGCCCCGCCGCCCCCUCAAGCCGUGGUUCCUGGUCAGCCUCCAACUCUUGUCGAGCAGCGCGUGAUGCACGUGGGGACUUGCUUGACGCUCUUGUCGUACGUGCUAGACCAGCUUCACGUGACUCUGGUGCAGCAGGAGGUGCAGAUCGGGGCAAUGCAGCCAGCGGAGCAGACGGCGGCAGUGGCGGCAGCGGAGGAGUUGCAGCAUUACCUCCCGCUGAUUGGCUUUGUGCCGGGCUCCCCCGGGGCUUCCCUCGGGCCCGGCCCUGGAGCUUUGGCACGGCUUGCCGAGUCUGCCCAGGAGGACCCUCUCGACCUUGUAGCCGCUGCCGCGUCCGUCCUACGCUGGUUGGACGGGCGGCUUUGCUGGAUCCUGGUUGAGUAG
Closterium sp. NIES-65 is the source of this 1068-nucleotide messenger RNA. Lineage: Eukaryota; Viridiplantae; Streptophyta; Zygnematophyceae; Desmidiales; Closteriaceae. The record is from the annotation of a GenBank genome assembly.